CAUCCAUAUAUCAAUUCAUCAAUAUAUUCAUUCAUCCAUAUAUCAAUUCAUCCAUAUAUCCAUUCAUCCAUAUAUCCAUUCAUCCAUAUGUCCAUUCAUUCAUAUAUCCAUUCAUCCAUAUAUCCGUUCAUCUAUAUAUCCAUUCAUCCAUAUAUCAAUUCAUCAAUAUAUUCAUUCAUCCAUAUAUCAAUGUUUGAGUUGAAUUGUCCAAUGUAA
This is a messenger RNA of Mytilus californianus (California mussel), 216 nucleotides long. RefSeq names its product guanine nucleotide exchange factor subunit RIC1-like. The transcript has 3 exons. The annotation marks the transcript as partial. The record is from RefSeq and is a predicted model, not a curated record. NCBI's taxonomy places the organism in Eukaryota, Metazoa, Mollusca, Bivalvia, Mytilida, Mytilidae.